AUGGGCAAUAGUGCUGCUGGUGGAGCUAUUACUGGACUAAUGUCUACAGUCUUUGGGAGGACACUUGGUUAUUGCCGGAAGAGGACAACACAAGAUUAUUUCUUUGAUGUUCCUGCCGAGGAGCAUCCUAAAAUUCACCAUAGUCAGCUUAGAAAGUUUUCCCUGCGUGAGCUGCAAGAUGCAACGGACAAUUUUAGUGACAAAAACAUUGUGGGUAAAGGUGGAUCUGGCAAGGUUUACGCAGGACGAUUGGCUGAUGGGUCUCUAGUUGCAGUUAAAAGACUUAAAGUGGAAGGCGCUCAGUUUGGAGAUCUGCAAUUUCAAACAGAGGUACAAAUUAUGAGCUUGGCAGUCCACCGUAAUUUGCUGCGGCUGCUUAGUUAUUGCAUGACCCCAACUGAACGGUUGCUCGUACAUCCUUGCAUGGCUAACAGCAGUCUGGCAUCUUGGUUAGGGGCCCGCCAUCGCCAAGUGUUGCUUGGAUGGGCUCUACGGAAGCGAAUCGUACGGGAAGUUGCAAGGGGGCUUACUUAUUUGCAUAAUCAAUGUGAUCCAAAGAUCAUUCACCGUGAUGUCAAACCUGCCAGUAUAUUAUUGCAUGAGGAUUUUGAAGCAGUUAUUGGGGACUUUGGCGUUGCAAAACCCAUGGACUACGAAGAUAUAGCUGUGCUUGGUUCGAUUUGGCGCAUUGCACCAGAAUAUCUCUCCGCCGGAUUGUCUUAGGAGAAGUCUGAUGUCAGUUACGGUGUGAUGCUUCUUGAACUAAUAACCAGACAGAAGGCUUUCGAUCCGGCCCGACUAGUGAAUGGUGGUCACGUCAUGUUAAUUGAUUGGGUGAUAGGGCUUUUGAAAGACAAGAAAUGGGAAACACUAAUGGAUGCUGAUUUGGGCGAUGAAUAUAAUAAAGAUGAGGCAGAGCAUUUCAUCAAAGUGGCCUUGCUAUGCACACAAAACUCGUUUAUGGGAAGACCAAAGAUGUCCGAGGUGCUAAGGAUGCUUGAAGAUGAUGGGCCUGAUGAAAAAUGGGAUGAAUGGCAGAAAGACGAGACGUGUCCAUUAGGUAAUGGAACCCUGCUUUGGCCUCCAGGAGGACCGUCAGGUCCCAGAUGA
This is a messenger RNA of Neltuma alba, 1110 nucleotides long. RefSeq names its product BRASSINOSTEROID INSENSITIVE 1-associated receptor kinase 1-like. The record is from RefSeq and is a predicted model, not a curated record. Gene Ontology annotation, molecular function: protein kinase activity; ATP binding. Lineage: Eukaryota; Viridiplantae; Streptophyta; Magnoliopsida; Fabales; Fabaceae. Gene Ontology annotation, biological process: protein phosphorylation.